AUGUGUGCUAGCUGCAGACACACCGGUUGUUGGCUAUUUCUGGGAGUGCUAUACCUCAUUGUCGUUCUUGCAAAUGGACAGUCAGUGUGUUCACCGGGAGCUUCUGGUUCACCUUCAAAAACAUUCGAUCUUAACACACUGAAAUUGUCUACACCAGAAGUUCAAGCAAUGAUCUCUGAAACGGGCUCAUCAGUCACCGAGAAGGAUCUAACCGCAUUUGUUAAAGGAAAAAACGCAACCACUUCAAAGAUUUCUUGCCAAGAUCUAUACAACUUUGUAUCAACAUUUCAUGCUAAUGAAGCAACAGCAGGUCAUGCUCAUUCUGGAGAGGGCUCCACAGGUCCUUUUUCAGUUAAGCCGAUGGUAUGGAUCUGGUCAACCGUUGCCGUUGUGAUAAUCAGUGCGGUUGGUUUGCUGGGAGUGGCAGUGGUUCCAUUGGUCAAUAAAACCUACUACAAUGAUGUCAUUCAAUUCCUUGUAGCGUUAGCGGUUGGGUGUCUUACCGGUGAUGCAUUUCUACACCUCUUACCUCAUGCAAUCUCUGGAAGCCAUGGACACGAGGAAGGAAGCGGAGAUGAGGCAGCAGAGGAGCGAAUUUCUGUCCUCAAGGGACUACUUGGUUUGGGAGGCAUUUAUUUCUUUUUCUUAGCAGAAAAACUCGUCAGCACGAUAUCCGAGUACCGAACAGAAAAAGCUGCCGAAAAGGAAGAACGAGAGAGAAUUUUGCGGAACCCACGAAAAUCUUCCGAGGGCAUAAGGCGACUGAGCACGUUCCGGGAAUCGAUUGCAGUGAACUCAUCAUUCCGUCGUGGCUCACGCUUAGUUCCUAAUCCCGAAAUUGGAAAUCUAAGGAGAUCUUCACGAUCACCUUCCAUCAUAGCUGACGAUAUUCUCACGACUGGUUUAACAGCGAAAGCCAUGAAGACUGUGGACGUCUUGAACGCCUACAUUGAGGAAGGAGAAGAGGAGGAUGAACAAGAGCAAUCCAUGCAAAGAAAUGAGCCUGGUGGACUGACACUCCAAGUUCCCUCGAUCAAUGUCAUCCCUGAGGUCAAGGUUGAAACCAACUCUCCAGAAAUGGAGAAAGGUAAAAGGGGUCACGGUCAUUCACAUGGCCCGACUCUCGAUGAUACUACGACUUCCAAUACUGAACCACAAGGUGCAUCACAUGGACAUGGUCACUCACAUAAUCUUCCAACUUCGAUGGCUUCUGUGGCCUGGAUGGUUAUAAUGGGUGACGGUCUUCACAACUUUACUGAUGGAAUGGCUAUUGGUGUUGCUUUUGCUGAUUCUAUUGCUGGUGGAAUCAGCACAACCGUUGCAGUCUUUUGCCAUGAAUUACCACAUGAAUUAGGCGAUUUUGCGGUUCUUUUGAAAACUGGCAUGGGCAUAAGAGAGGCCCUUUUCUUCAACAUUGUCUCCUCGGUGCUCUGCUUGAUUGGCAUGCUGGUAGGAAUUGGAGUUGGCAAUGUGGAGGCGGCUUCUUCGUGGAUUUUUGCCUUUACUGCUGGAACAUUUGUCUACAUUGCUCUUGUGGAUAUGGUAAGUUAA
This is a messenger RNA of Rodentolepis nana, 1551 nucleotides long. Lineage: Eukaryota; Metazoa; Platyhelminthes; Cestoda; Cyclophyllidea; Hymenolepididae. The record is from the annotation of a GenBank genome assembly.